CAAUGAUGCCUUUUUUCUUGCUUUCGUUAACCCCCCUUUCGCCAUUUAUUGUACUGCGCAUAUAGAUCAAAGCCAGACAUGCCAUUCUGAGAAGUUCCUACACCAUCUUCUCCGCUUCCGCUCCCAAUGCAGGAGCCCGACCCGAACGGAUCCCUGUAGUACCCAUUCAGCAUGCCGCUAUCAUGCAUCCCCUGCUGCUGUUGCUGCUGAUGAUUGCCCUGCAUCGCGAAAGGCGCCUGCAUAUAAGAAACCAUCUACUGCUGCGGUGGCAGCAGCGGAGGCGGCAUAACUAUAGCCCCGAAACCUGCGGAGCUCCGCUUGAGCAUGAUGGGAUCGCGGUAAGAUGCGCGAUCACCACCCUCCGUCUCUCAGUAUCUGGCGAGGAAGAGGGAAAGCGGCUCGACAUAGCUGUCGAAUCCAUCUUCCCCAUGGCCCAGAUCACAUCGGCAUCGGUGACUGUCUUCCGCUGGCAGUGCUCGUUGGCCUUCCCCGUGACGAAGCUGAUGUACUUUGGUCAAACCCUUAGUUGGAAAACGACACUAAUAUGGCUGACUUUGCCACCAGGGAGCUGCUGAAUGAAGCAAUCGACUCCAUCGUGGCAUAUUGGGUGGGUGCUAGUGGUGAGUGGGACUCUGUGAAACUCAAAGAUUAAGCUAAUGAUGUUUUGUGUCACAUUGCAGGUAUUGAUGCACCUAGAACAGAGUUAGGAGAGGACAAACCCACAUGGGGCAUUGUGAAAGAUGGCAGAUUCAGUUUUUGCUCUGCUUACAACCUUGUAGAGGAGGCAGAGCCGAUCGAGAUAUGGAAUGAUCAAAUAGAGUGAAAUUCUUCUCUGGUUGGUUUCACAUAACUGGCUGCUCACUAACGCAAAAAGAAAAUAAAGGCAGCUAACCAACAAUGGGAGUUGCAAGCAUUGUACUGGUGAGGAAGAAACCGUGGAAACAUAUCGUGCGAAUGUGCAGGAAGAUCAGAGGAGUCUGGAAUCAUUACAGUGACAAAAUCACGACGAAUGCUGCAGACAAGGACUUUGCACAAUGGCUUAAUGAGAAUAUCAAAGCAGAAGGAAGUAGUUUUUCGCGGCUUGGUAUACUGAAUCUCUGCUCACGAGCUUGCGGGAGGGUAUCAGGAAUAAAAACCAGUAGUUUUUCGCGGCUUCCACAAUUCGAACCCAGCCCGGCAGAGGAAGUUACCGCUGCGCCUACACCGACAAGUCGUCAAAGCUGCAGUGACGUCAUUUCUGAAAAACUACCAUAGGCCAUAGCACACCUACAAUUAUUGACUUGCUCCUUUUUUCUAUUUUAGGGUUGUACUUUCUUCUUGUCCAAGUCUCUCUUUUUUCCUUGCACGGUAAGGUUCUGUUCAUGCUUUGUAAAUUGUAACCACACAACAGCAACGAAAUAAGCUGUCUUGAUGCAAUGAGAAUAAGCUAAAACUUCUAGAGUUCUCACAAUCUGCUCCUUUGACAGGGAAGUUAUACCUUCUCGGCAGUGAUCUCGAUUUCACCUUCCCCUUCAAUCAACCGCAAUGGAGUUUCCGCUACCGAUGGACAAAGUCUCUAUUUCCACCGAGGACGACGGCAAGGUAUCUGUAGUUUUGGUUGCCACCGGAUGCUUCAACCCUCCUACUCUCAUGCACUUGCGGAUGUUUGAGUUGGCUAGGGACGCAUUGCAAUCGGAAGGCUACCGUGUGAUUGCUGGGUAUAUGUCGCCCGUUACCGAUGUCUACAAAAAACCGGGUCUUAUACCUGCUGAGCAUCGUUUGCGCAUGUGUAAUUUAGCCUGUGAGAGCUCCGAUUUUAUUAUGGUUGAUCCAUGGGAGGCAAAUCAAAGUACCUACCAGUCAUCUUUGACUGUGUUGAGAAGAAUUGAGAGUGUCUUCAUCGAAGAAGUCCCGAUAUCCAGGGAAUCACUCAAGGUGAUGUUUGUUUGUGGUGCUGAUCUGCUGCAGACGUUUAAGAUUCCUGGGUUUUGGAUUCCCGAUCAGGUAAGGACCAUAUGCAGAGACCAUGGUAUAGCUUGCAUUCGUAGGGAAGAGCUCGAAGUCGACCGAAUCAUAGCUGCUGAUGAAAUCUUGAAUCAGAAUAAGGAUAAGAUCAAGCCUGUUACUGAACCUGUACCAAACAUGAUCAGUUCCACCAGGUUGAGAGACUGCAUAUCGAAAGGAUUGUCAAUCAAGUACUUGACGGCGGAUUCAGUUAUCAGCUACAUCAGAGAACAGCAAUUGUAUAUGGGAAACAGAUAAAGAUGUCCAGCAGGAGCUUCAAAUCCUCCACUCAUAUUUAAGAGUACUAUGUAAAAUCGCUCAGUUCGGUUUCAAAGAAGAGCAUAAAUAAAUGUAUCAUCACCUUAACAAGCCUAAAAACUUCAGCUUUUCAACUAAGAUCUUGAAUAAAGCUAAAAAUCUCUUUAGGGUUGUUUCCCUUUCUUCACAUUCCAAUCAAAAUUUCCCCUGAUC
Messenger RNA from Linum trigynum, 2454 nucleotides. Lineage: Eukaryota; Viridiplantae; Streptophyta; Magnoliopsida; Malpighiales; Linaceae. The record is from the annotation of a GenBank genome assembly.